Symphalangus syndactylus (siamang) is the source of this 5489-nucleotide messenger RNA. RefSeq names its product PBX/knotted 1 homeobox 1 (gene PKNOX1). Gene Ontology annotation, molecular function: DNA binding. Gene Ontology annotation, biological process: regulation of DNA-templated transcription. The record is from RefSeq and is a predicted model, not a curated record. Lineage: Eukaryota; Metazoa; Chordata; Mammalia; Primates; Hylobatidae.
AAAGAAAAACUUAUUCUGACCCUUAUUAAAGAUGGCAAGGCACUUAGUGCUUUGGGAGGCAAGGCAGGACGAUACCUUGAGGCCAGGAGUUUGAGACCAGCCUGGGCAACACAGUGAAACCUCAUGUCUACAGAAAAUUUUAAAAAUUAGCCAAGUGUGGUGGUGAGAGCCUGUAGUCCUAGUUCCGUGGGAGGCUGAGGCAGGAGGAUCACUUGAGUCCAGGGGUUCGAGGCUGCAGUCAGUGCACCAUGAUUGCACCACUGUACUCCAGCCUAGGUGACAGAGCAAGACCUUGUCUCAGAAAAACAAGACAAAGGGCAGGUUGUUCAGGAUGAUUAUGAUAGGUAUAGGGACUGCUGCAAUGGGAUUGUGUAGUGGGGGAGACCUAGGAGCAGGAGUGGGGGCCAUGGACGGAAAAUUACUAAGAGGAAGCAUCAGGGUGAAGGGGGUUCUGGCUGAACUGACCUAACAGGAUUCUUGUGGAAGGCAGGCCAGGGAAGGCCGCUAGCAUCACUCCUCUGGACCAUAAACACUCUGGGAGUCCCGAACUCUCCCGAGCAGUGCACUGGCACCAGUGUUCCAGAUGUGUGUACACCAUUUGCUUUUCACUCAAGAUGAUUUGAUGUCUUAUAAAACUCUGAUGAACCAUGAUGGCUACACAGACAUUAAGUAUAGACAGCUAUCAAGAUGGGCAACAGAUGCAAGUAGUAACGGAGUUAAAGACAGAACAAGAUCCAAACUGCUCUGAACCCGAUGCAGAAGGAGUGAGCCCUCCCCCUGUGGAGUCUCAGACCCCGAUGGAUGUGGACAAGCAGGCCAUUUAUAGGCAUCCACUAUUUCCAUUAUUAGCUUUGUUGUUUGAAAAAUGUGAACAAUCUACACAGGGCUCUGAAGGCACAACUUCUGCCAGUUUUGAUGUAGACAUCGAAAAUUUUGUAAGAAAGCAAGAGAAGGAAGGGAAACCUUUCUUUUGUGAAGAUCCAGAAACUGACAAUUUAAUGGUAAAAGCAAUCCAGGUUUUGCGCAUUCAUCUUCUUGAGCUGGAAAAGGUUAACGAACUCUGCAAAGAUUUCUGCAGUCGAUACAUUGCUUGUCUAAAAACAAAAAUGAACAGUGAAACUCUGUUGAGUGGAGAGCCUGGAAGCCCUUACUCACCGGUGCAGUCCCAGCAGAUUCAAAGUGCCAUUACAGGCACCAUCAGCCCUCAAGGAAUUGUGGUGCCGGCGUCUGCACUGCAGCAGGGAAACGUAGCCAUGGCGACGGUGGCAGGUGGCACAGUGUAUCAGCCUGUCACGGUCGUCACUCCCCAAGGCCAAGUGGUCACACAGACAUUGUCGCCUGGGACAAUUAGGAUCCAGAACUCCCAGCUUCAGUUACAGUUAAACCAAGAUCUCAGCAUCUUGCAUCAAGAUGAUGGUUCAUCUAAGAACAAGAGGGGCGUCCUGCCAAAGCAUGCCACGAACGUGAUGCGGUCCUGGCUCUUCCAGCACAUCGGGCAUCCCUACCCAACAGAGGAUGAGAAAAAACAGAUUGCUGCUCAGACAAAUUUGACACUACUCCAAGUCAACAACUGGUUCAUCAAUGCCAGAAGACGAAUUCUUCAGCCAAUGUUGGAUUCAAGUUGUUCAGAGACCCCUAAAACAAAGAAAAAAACUGCUCAGAACCGGCCAGUUCAGAGGUUUUGGCCUGACUCUAUUGCAUCAGGAGUCGCACAGCCACCGCCGAGCGAGCUCACCAUGUCGGAAGGAGCUGUUGUCACCAUCACCACGCCCGUGAACAUGAACGUGGACAGCCUUCAGUCUCUGUCCUCGGACGGGGCCACCCUGGCGGUGCAGCAGGUCAUGAUGGCAGGGCAGAGCGAGGACGAGUCUGUGGACAGCACGGAGGAGGACGCGGGUGCCCUGGCCCCCGCCCACAUCAGCGGGCUGGUCUUGGAGAACAGUGACUCCCUGCAGUAGGGGCAGGAGCAGACGCACCUGACUUUUUAGAGUUUGCACAGCAAACAUUUUACACAGUUUUAUUUCUAAUAUGUUUUAUAUGUAGAUAUAGAAGAGUGCACUUUUGUAUUUCCUAGUAAGCUUAAAGCGCGUCUUUGCCGGUGCAGCGACUUCUUUCAAGUGUGUGUGUGUGUGUGAGUGUGUGCAUGUGCACACGUGUGUGUGUGUGGAUUUUUAAAGAAAUUCUUUAAAGGUUUAACGCUAGAUUGUGAGGAAUGACACACCACUCCCUCCCCACCUUGAAUCCCUAAUUAGAUUAAGGAAUAGUGCUGCCAUUUUCUAAACCAUGAUGCGGUUUUCACUUAGUUCUGUGGUUCCAGCAGAUCUCAGUGGGCUGGUUUAUUUGUGUGGCCCAUGGAUUUGAAAGAAGCUGCUGCACCUGAAACUGCCAGUGUGCGGUGACAACGGCACACGCCUAGACUGAGUGUGGUUUCAUCGUGAGUGGACGGACGGCAAGCUUAGCAAGCCUAAGUCCCCCCAUGUUCAGUGAGCCUGUUUCAUUUGCUAUAUAGAAAAAGAAACUCCUAUUUUUACCUUGCUGGAAUUAUUGGAUAAAAAAGCUAUUUUUAUAAAUUCGUUAUGAAUUGGAUGAUGACUAUAUUGAGGAUAAAAUUUCUAGAGAAGAAACAAUACCUGCUUGCUAUUAAUAUUUCAAUUUGGAAUGCUCUGAAUUGACCAAAUUUAAUGAACCUGCCCAAAGUUAGCUACCGUUCUAUGGUUCUUUGCUCUCCCAGGGUGGUGAUGAACAUUUACUACUAUAAAGAAACAGCUAUUUAAUGAAAUUUUGAUAUCUGCAAAUUUUUGUUGAUAUGUAAUGCUCAGAUUGCAUUUUACACUUGAUCUAAACAUAUAUUGAAAGGUAUCUGCUAAAUAGGACUUCGGGUAAGUGAGGUGAAAUGGUAGCCAGUGAUCCGUUAGGAGCUCUUAGCAUACAUACUCCAGUCUAAUUUAAAUCUGACCACAGUUGCAUGGUUGCUUUACCAUGUUAGCUGUGUAUUGUUUUAGAAGUUUUAACUUCAAAAUAUGUUAUACACAGAAUGUUUAUUAUAAACUAAUAUAAAAUGUGCUCUACCCCAUUGGCUCAGAGCUAGGGCAAACAGCAGAUAUUCAGACUUUAUUACUUAACUAGCGGACAUCCCUGGAGUCCCAGCGGCGAGUUGGUCUGGCGAGGGCGCCUCGGCAGCCCCCACGGGUUGGUUCCUGUGUUUGCGUUUGUUGCUGGUCUCCUGGUGUCAGCGUUCUCUUGUACGUUGUUGCUUUUGACUUUUCAGAGCCCUCCUGCUCACUUGACCACGUGAGAUUUGGAGAAACUGUAGGACUUCUGUUUCCUGGUAACAAGAUGAACCGAGAGAGUGGGCUGGGUUCUGUUUUCUCUGGGUUUGAUUUGUUUUCAUUUGUUUACUUAGGAGUGGUGCUUUUUCUCAGAAAACAGGACACGGUGUUUCAUACAGAAUGUCUUCAUAUCAUCUGAAAUGGUAUGGCUGAAGUUCAUUUGUUUACAGGGUCGGGAAUGUCUUCAAUUCUUGAGAUUCAACAGUAAUGAUUGGUUGUAAGCCAAGGGACAUUUUAAGCUAGUGAAGAGUUUUUUCUGGAAUUGAUUUUUCCCAAAAGAAUAUAUUAAUUGAGGUUAAGAAGUCAGUGGGAAAUACACAGAAAUUUAUUUUAAAAUCUUUCAGGAGCUUUAACUGAAAGACUUGAUUAUCGAGUCUUUUGGGGAGAGAAUGACAUUUUUUUUUUUUUUUUUUGAGACAGAGUUUUGCUCUUAUUGCCCAGGCUGGAGGGCAAUGGUGCGAUCUCAGCUCACUGCAACCACCACCUCUUGUGUUCAAGCAAUUCUCCUUCCUUAGCCUCCUGAGUAGCUGGGAUUACAGGCAUGUGCCACCACGCCUGGCUAAUUUUGUAUUUUUAGUAGAGACGGGUUUCUCCAUGUUGGUCAGGCUGGUCUCGAACUCCCGACCUCAGGUGAUCCGCCUGCCUCAGCCUCCCAAAUUGCUGGGAUUAUAGGCGGGAGCCACUGCGCCCGGCCAAAAAUGACAUCUUAAAGCCACCAUUGCGUUCCUCAUUUGUGAACUGUUUUCUCAUAUUUUAAGUAAGUCUACAAGAUCAUUUUUAACCUAAAAUAAGCACCCAUGAAAGCCAGCCAGCCCUUCCUCCUUCCCUCACCACCCUCUCUCUCUUCGUCCCUCACCACGUUCCGUCUCUUCAUCCCUCACCACCCUUCGUCUCUUCAUCCCUCGCCACCCUCCGUCUCUUCAGCUGCCUGCUCUUUAGUGUAGAUUAGUGGAAGCCAUUCACAGAAUGUAGACUCAUGUAUAGGUCACUGUUUCUUUCCCCCACUAGAAAUCACAUUCACUAAGCAGUGGAUUGAAUUUAAGAGUGCUGCCCCUGCCCGGCGCAGUAGGGCGUGCCUCUAGUUCCAGCUACUCGGGAGUCUGAGGCAGAGGAUUGCAUGUGCCAGGAGUUUGAGGCUGCAGUGCACUGUGCUUGCACCUGUCAAUAGCCACUGCACUCCAUCUUGGGCAACACAGUGAGACCCCCACCUAUAGAAAGAGAGCACUGCCUGAACCUCGGUGGCACUGUGAAGCUCUGGCCUGAGAGUUAAACACCCAUGCUGAAUGGUACAGUGUGCAUUCUCUCCAGCUGAAAACUUUCUUCAAUUUUCCUAAAUUCUUACUAAAUUCAGAGGAAUAAGAUAAAGAUCAUUUAGUGAAAGGGUGCUUAUGGACAUAGCCUGAGUUUCCUUUAACCUCUCUCCAAUGGGUGCUUUUAACUAGCUUCUACAUGGCAAGCCGUUUCAGUUUGUAAAAUCACUGCCCAGCAUGUUUGAGGUCAGUUGGCACCUUAAAACACCUGUUCUCCAGCCCUUGGACAGUGGAGAGAAUCUGUAAAAGUGUGACCCCUCUAAGAUUUCAUUUUAAAUGAUCAGAUUCGGUCCCAGUUUUAUUCUUGUUGAGUUUUUCCCUAUGAAGGCUCCCUUUGAAUGUGUCUUGAGACCCAAAUUGAGCAUGUUGCUGUUAUUCCUGCCCUGCACCUGUUGAGCAGGAGUGGCAGGGCUGGCUGUGCUGGGUUCCAGCUCGCUCCCGCCGAGGGACUAGCUUGGCCUUUGUGCUUUGAUUCCAGAUAGUAAGAUGAGUGGAAGUGUUUAUCCAGUAUGCAAAAGAAACCCUCAUGGCUAAGGGCUCCGGGAGUUGUGUCUGUGUCACCUGAGAGUGAUCCGUCUCCUGCCUGUGUCAGGUGGCAGUGGGCACUUUUCAUUGAGGCAAACUCCAGGGUGCCCAGCGGGGGUUCUGCCCCUUGCGAAGGCCCAUUCCUGGCACUUAAAGACAGAAAGAACUCAGCAAUCUUUCGUUCUAGUUAUAUUCGGUCUUUGAAACUGACAAUCUUUGAAAUGUGAAUACUGUAACAAUAUGUUUUCUUGGAUUGUUGUCUUUAAAAAGGAUUUUUGUGAAGCAAUUGAUUUAUCAAAGCAAAAAAAUUAAAAAUAGAAACUUG